GAGAGUUUGUUUUGUUUUUCCGUCACAUGGGUUGGGCACUUGAUCUGACCUUGAGUGAACCUUUACAGUGGUGGCGAAUGAGAGAGAAAAGAUUUCAGCUUGCUAGAGAAAGGAAAGCAGACAGUGGGAAGCCACCCGUGCUGGCCUCUUAGUUAUCCAGUUUUGUCAGAGUACAAUCCCAAGAGGGCUGGCCUGGCAGAGAAAAAGCAGACGGUUUUCUAGCACUUUGCGGGAAAAGGGAUACAAGAUCUGAUUGCCUCUUCAAAUUUGGAUGCGGCACCUUCUCCAAAGGGAAGCAAACAGAGUUAGAAACAUUUGCAAUUAACUCCCUUCUCUUGGUCAUUAUCCUUUUCCAUUAUCCAUAUUUACUGAGUUUCUGCAGAAGGAUGUUUGGAUUUCAUUUUCACUUUAAUAUCAUGGAUGUAUGCCUGAAAAUUACUUGCUCUUUUUACUCUUUCUGACUCUGUUACCAUUGCAUCGGCAGAAAUUCUUGUCCAGAGGAGUCACUUUUUCCUCAUGUCGCUAUGGUUCUAAAUGGAUGAUAAUUUAUCUUAUCACAAUACACUGGUUGGCUAAAACCACAGCAUUUUUUAAACUGAACCUGAAGGUGGGGGGAAGCGAGAUACAAGCAGAUUGGUGGAGAGGGCCAGUCGAUCACUUCGUGGGACGAAGUGGAGAAGGCCAAAGGAGAUCUAGCUGAAAAGAUGUCUGGUGGCAUUUUCUCCCCCUUGGAGAACCUUUGUGACCUUGACAGUGCCAACUGCCACCCGCUGGUGUGUUUUCUGUGUCACGAGCAGUAUGAACACCCUUGCCUCCUGGACUGCUACCACAACUUCUGUGCCAGCUGCCUGCGGGGCCGAGCCAUUGACAGCCGCCUGACAUGUCCUCUUUGCGGCCACCAGUCCAUUGUGAAAGGAAAUGGCCUCCCUCCAGAAGACCGGCUCCUGAGGUUCCUGGUGGAUAGUUCUGGGGACUGCGAAGAGGGCGUUCAGUGUGCAAACUGUGACCUUCAAAGUACAAAGCAGGACUUGGAUGCCAUGUAUUUCUGCAAUACCUGCCACCAGCCCCUCUGUGCCAAAUGCCGCGAGGAGACCCAUAAAGCCAGGAUGUUCUCCCGCCAUGAAAUUGUUUCGCUGACCAAGCGCACCAAAGACAUCCACAAGAAAUGCUCACUUCAUGAGGAACUCUACAUCAUGUUCUCAACAGAGAAGAAGUCCAUGCUCUGCAUUAACUGCUUCCGGGACAUGCCAGUCGAGAGCCGAGCCCACUGCAUUGAUAUUGAGACAGCGUACAUGCAAGGCUGUGAGAAGCUAGACCAGGCGGUGAUGGCUGUGAAGGAGCUCCAGACAUCCACCAGGGAGGCAAUUGUGCUCCUCAAAGCCAUGAUCGAGGAGGUCCGCAAGAGUGCAGAUGAGGAGGAGACGUCCAUCAACUCACUCUUCAGCAACAUGCAGGAGAAAUUGGCUGAGAGGAAGAAGAUGCUUUUGAAAGUCGUUCAGAGUCAGUAUGAAGAAAAGGAGAAAGCCUUCAAGGAACAGCUUGCCCACCUGGCAUCUUUGCUGCCUACCCUCCAGGUCCACCUGGUGACCUGCUCUGCUUUCCUCAGUUCUGCAAACAAAGCCGAGUUUCUCGAUUUAGGCUACCAAUUGAUGGAGAGGCUGCAGAAAAUCGUCAAACUACCCCAUCGGCUGAGGCCCUCCCAAACAAGCAAGAUCAACACUGAAUACAGAGCUGAGUUUGCGCACUGCCUGGAACCACUGCUGCUUCUGACCCCACGUCGCUCUGUGGUGGUGAAUGGAGGGGGCAUUGGGCCUGGAAUGGGCAACAGCAACAUGAUAUCUGGAGGCCCAUGUUCCAAGACCCUCCUAGUGCCUGGCUGCCCCUCCGCCUGCGAAAAGAUGUCCCUAGCAGGCUCCCUAGUCCGGAAGCCCAUCAUGCAUCGGUACAUCAGCACCAAGGUGCUCCUGGCUGAAGGCGGAGAGACUCCCUUCACCGAGCAUUGCCGCAACUAUGAGAAUAUGUAUCGGGCCCUUCAAACGGAGAUUCAGAACUUGAAGGAUCAGGUGCAGGAGCUGCACCGUGACCUCACCAAGCAUCACUCCCUCAUAAAGACGGAGAUCAUGAGCGAGAUCCUGCAGAAGUCGCUCCAAAUGGACGUGCAAAUUGCUUCCAAGUAUUCGUCCGUGGAGAUGAUGAGGAGCGUGUUUGAAGAGACAUGGGAGGAAACCUACCAGCGAGUGGCAAAUGAGCAAAAAAUUUAUGAAGCACAGCUCCAUGAUCUUCUGCAGCUCAAACAGGAGAACAGUUACCUGACCACCAUCACCAAGCAGAUUGCCCCCUAUGUCCACUCCAUUGCCAAAGUGAAGGAACGGUUGGAGCCCAGGUUACAGGAGACACAGGAGAGCAGUGGCCAGCCAGAGAGCCUGCUGAAAAUAUAUGAUGAGAGUCCGGGGACUGUGGAUGUCCAGCACAGGGCCGAUUUGUGUAGCAGCAGCACUGAAGAACGAGAGGGAGCCUUGGAGCCCAGUGCAGAAAGCCAAAUUCUCGGCUCAGCCACAGAGGAUCCCCGGCUGAAAGCCAAAGACUAUUACAGGAGCAAGCAGAAAGGCAGACCGGAGAGCCCUCCACAGCUGCCAGGACCUCGCAAAGUGGCUAAGGAGGCAGAACAGGAAGCGGAGGCGAACAUUUCUGAACAAAAACGUGCAUGUACAAAGUAGCAGCCUCUUUUCAGCGUGGUGUGUUCUCAGAAAUCUGCACUAACAUAACUUUGAGUCUGCAAAAUGUCCAAACCGUGCCAGUUUGCAGUAUUUCUUUUGUUACUCUGCAGGGUGUGUCUUUUUUUAACACUUCCACAUAAUGUAUUUUGCUAGUCCAGUAAGGUGUGGGUAUGUUAUGGAACAAUGUAGGGUGCCCAUCUCCAGCAACUGGGAAUCUUAUUCCUCCGGCUCCCGAGAAUCCCCGGCAUUCUUUCAUCCACAUCUCCCCCUCUUAAUGAUAGAUAGUUGCUGUUCUAAUGCUCUCAAACUGCAGGGAAGACUGCGCUUCCCAGGCAUUUGCUUCUUCCACCAGUGAGUAGAAAGUGGGGGGGAACAGUGGAUUUUUCUUGUUUCAGCCUGUACUUGAGAGGUAUAAAAUGUUGCUACAAAAAAAUUUCAGUCCUCAGUGUUCUCUUUGACACACCCUUAAAAGUAAAUUCUCCAGAUACGGCCAUACUCUCUACCACAGUAAAUCACCAUCACACAUCAUGAGAAAUAUUCAUCUGUGCACCUGUGCACAGAAGAGGCUGCCCACUGCCUCUCUGCAUGAUCCAUUUGCCCUUGCUUCUUCCCAGUCAGCUUCUGCUAGAGCCUAGUAAUCUUACAGAAGAGAUUACUCUAGAGCAAUGAGGUUAAAUGAUCCAAUCCCUCCUGGCAUUCAGAGCAGCCUGCGUCUUGCAUCUCUGCAGGAGUCAUUGCUAUGAGCUUGUCUCUUUCCAACAAGAGUGUAGGCUCCUGUGAGGACAGGUAACUGAAACAGGAAAGCUGUGUCCCUCCAAAUGUUGCUGGACUAAAACUCCCAUCAUCCCUGACCAUUGGGAGGUGCUGCCUGAAGCAAAGAGGGAGUUGGAGUCCAACAACAUCUAGAGCAGGAGUUCCCAAACUGUGUCCCGUAAACUUCACUCAGGAUUUGUGGUCGGAGACAGGACAUUCAUUGUAUUAUAUAUUCAUAUUUAUUUUUAAGUGUAUUUUAAUGGCUACUUGGUAAGAAGGCAAUCUUGAGAAGGUAUUCGUACUUGGCUUACCCUCACAGAUGAGGAGCCUUUUUCAGCCUUUGGGGCAACCUUCCGAGGGCCAUGUGGCACGUGGGGCCAGAGGCAAAAAUGGGUGGAACAAUAAAUGUAUUUUUUACCUUUGCACAGUAAGCUACUUUCUACCCACACCCGCGCCUGUCUCCAGUCUCCAUCCAGGAAAACUUUAUCAGAGUUGAAGGGCACAUUCCAGCUAGGCAAAAACUCAGGGCAUGAAGCGGGGCCUGUGAGGAGUGUGGCCUGGGGAGAAGGGUUAUGGCCCACGGAGAGUUCCAAAGGCCAAG
Rhineura floridana is the source of this 4071-nucleotide messenger RNA. RefSeq names its product ring finger protein 207 (gene RNF207). The record is from RefSeq and is a predicted model, not a curated record. The coding region runs from base 705 to 2717 and encodes 670 amino acids. Gene Ontology annotation, cellular component: perinuclear region of cytoplasm. Gene Ontology annotation, biological process: regulation of heart looping; regulation of cardiac muscle contraction. Lineage: Eukaryota; Metazoa; Chordata; Lepidosauria; Squamata; Rhineuridae. The transcript has 18 exons. Gene Ontology annotation, molecular function: transmembrane transporter binding; Hsp70 protein binding; zinc ion binding.